Molecule: messenger RNA, 2079 nt
Organism: Galleria mellonella (greater wax moth)
Lineage: Eukaryota; Metazoa; Arthropoda; Insecta; Lepidoptera; Pyralidae
Exons: 10
Coding region: 10-1623 (537 amino acids)
Molecular function (GO): protein binding
Source: RefSeq, a predicted model, not a curated record
AAGUACUAAAUGACAUCGGAAGGCGGAAUUCCUAAUCGUCGACAACUGCCUAAACUUAUGGCAUGCAUGACGAAAAUUAGUUUGGAAAAUAUGAGGAACAAGGCACUUUUCAGUUUAGACGUUCUCGACGCAAAGGGAAUACGAAGGCAAAAAUUACCUUUACACGAGUGUCUAAUUCUAGAAUUAAGAGAAGUAGGCUACAUUGAAUCAUCAAAUUAUUUACAAGACCUCAUUUACGAUAAUAUACAGUUGCUAACUGAAGACGAUAUAGGCAUUGUCGUUGAUCUCAGAAAAAAAGUUGAUUAUCUAGAGCACAUUUGCCAUGGACUUCAAAAGGCUGAAAAACAAAGAGAUAGAGGAAAUACUAAAAAGGAAUGCUUAGAACUUCUCAACCUAGCUAUGUAUUAUGCAGAACAAGGAAAAGGUAUUCUGUGGCUUGCUGAGAAGUUCUAUUUGGCUUCUAUUGCUGUAUCGAGUCAAUAUUUAAUAGAUGGAGGACGACAAAAAGGAUGUUGCAAAUAUCAUUACGCUAAAUUUUUACUUGAUAAAUUUCCAGGAGCAGAUUCAGAGGAAGCAUUUGUAAUAUUAACUGAAGUCAGAGAUAGUGCCAUUGGAAGGGAUUGGCCAUUAUAUGAAGCAGAGACUGGAGAUGAAGAAGUAUCAGCUGAUACUUUAUUUUCAGCCACUGCAUUACAAUUGCACCGAGUACUAUUAAGUAAAGCCAGAGAAGUGAGAAAGGCAGAUCCAGCUAAAGCUGAGAGGUUUUCGCGUUUAGCUGAAAGAAGAGCUAAUGAUGCUAAUCGGACUGACAAAACAGCUGAAGCUAUUAUCGAAAUUGGUAUUUGUCAGUUAAUGAUGAAUAACUUGAAUAAUGCACAGAAGACAUUCGAGAGAGCGUACAAGAUUCAUACGGCAAGCAAUAAUAUAGAUGGGUUGUGUGAAACGAAAAUGCACCUAGCCGCUGUCAUGCAGAGAUUAGGGGAUCAUGAGAUGUCAGCAAAAUUGCUAACAGAAAUGGGCGCUCUAGCGAUGGAACACAAUCUAAGGCGACAGUUGGGAAAAGCAUUGCAUCUUCUUGGAGAACUUCACCUUCGGAGGGAGCGACCAGAACUGGGCACACAGCAUCUAUCUGAAGCAUUCGCUUGUUUCAUGGGCUUUAGUUUUCAAGAAGCAAUCUCUGCAUUGCCGAUACAUACAAAAACCAAGGAAAAUACUGAGGGUGCCUUUAUAUAUCAGUCUCGUAAGAAGGAAAUAUAUGAAGAAGAGGCGGAACAGUCACGACUCAUGAUGGCAAUUUCAGCAGGUCAAGAACUAAUGGCCGCCUAUUUUAACCUCAUAAGAGAAGCAGGAAGCUGUUCAAUAGCACAAACAAAAACAAUAGAAUGGAAACUCUCUAAAGUAGGCUGGUGGGUGAAGAGACGUCACCACGACCUUCUACCAUGCCUGUGUUCUGUUCACCAUAGAACACCAUUGGAUGUGCUUAGGAUUCAAUUGAAGCUAAAAGAAGAAUCAGCAAUAGAUAAAAUGCAUUUAGAAUAUUCAGAGACUAAUGUAAUGCUUGAGAGGAUGAACACUGUAGAAGAUAUUCGCAAACUUCGAAGUAGCUACCAGAAUAUCACGUAGCAUUAAGUCGAAAAGUUGCCUAAUUCAUAGAUAAAAUCGUAUAAUCUAUCACCUUUUAAUUUUUAUAAUUUGAAAAGUGAUAAUAAUAUUAUUUAGUAUUUUAGUGAUAAUGUUGAUUUAACGAUAUCUUUUUAAUUAUUUUACUAUUAUUAGCUUAUUAAUUAUUGUGUAAACAUUCCAGUUUUAUUAAUAAUCAAUAAAACCACAAAAAGAAUUGUAACGAUAAAAUAAAUUAGAAAUAAAAAACAAAUAUAUUUAAGAACGUUUAUUUUAAUCUUAUUACAUAAAAAGUAAUAGUAUCUAUGUACUUUUAACUAACAAAUAACUUUUUUGAGCAAAAUGUCAAGCAAUCCUUUUACCGUCUAACCCAUCUGAAAUAGACUACUAUAUUCCGCCUUUUAUAAUUAUAAGUAACAACACCUAAUUUUAAUCAGUACUGGCAUCACAAAAAUAAAA